GAACGGACACGAAACAUUGUUAAAAAUUAUUUUAUUCUUUAUAAUUUUUUAAUGAAACAUUUAAGAGCCUAUAUUUAUACGACAUUUUUGUCUUAUUUUUGCUUGUAGAAUAUGUUGGUAAAGUUUGGCCGGAAGAAAACUAGGACACCCUGUAUUUAUAAUGUAUACCGUUAGAUGAAUCAGAAAUAGUCGUUCUAUUGUGGAACAACACGUCACCAGCAGUCACCAGUAGGUGAUAUAUUUAAAACGAUAACGCAGAUAUAAGUGAUUGAUAAACUGAGAAAAAUGAAUUUACCAAAUUAUUAUAUCAUUAUGGAGGCCUAUAAUAUUUAUCGUUUUGUAUAAAUAUUGGAAUUGUUCUAACCUAUUUUAAUAAAAGCUUUUAAUAAAUAUUACACAAUUAUUGUACAAAAUAUUGUAUUUACACAAAAGAGGAUAUGGAGUCAAAUGAAAGGAACCAGUUUUCAAAUGGGAAUGCUGGAAGCAAUAGAGAUAUAGAUUGGUCUAGAUAUGGUUUACAUAAUAAUGUAGAUAUUCACAGGAAUAAUGAAAGGCAAAGAAAUAAUAGAGAGUAUGAAGAACUCGCACCUGAGAUGUAUCAAACUGGAGCAAAUGAAUUGUUUGCUCAGGAAUAUAGUGCUGAUCCAUGGUGGAAAUCAAAUUUCUUUAUUUCUCAACCUGUAUUGUUUGGAACAUGGGAUGGAGUUUUUACGUCUUGUCUUAUUAAUAUUUUUGGAGUUAUUGUGUUCUUACGAUCAGGAUGGAUAGUAGGUCAAGCUGGUGUUCUUAAUGCAAUACUAAUAAUUUUUUGUACAGUGUGCAUCGCGUUAGUGACUGUAUUAUCUGCUGUCGGAAUAUGUGAACGAUGUAGAGUAGAAAGUGGAGGAGUUUAUUUUUUACUAUCACAUGUAUUAGGAUCAAGAUUCGGAGGUUCUAUUGGAUUACUGUAUUGUUUUGGACAGGCGGUGGGCUGUGCUCUAAAUGUUCUAGGUUUUGGAGAAUCUAUGGCUGGUCUUGUGGGUUUAGAAUCUGCAUGGGCAGAACGUGGUUUCGCUUGUGCUGCCGUUAUCUUGUUAUCUAUCAUAAAUGUUGCUGGUGUCAAAUGGGUUAUAAAGCUACAAUUCAUUCUUUUGCUAAUUUUAUUAUUAGCUGGUGUGGACUUCAUGGUUGGAAGUUUUAUUCAUGUGGAUGUUGAGGCUGGCUUUGAGGGAUGGCUGUCGGGAAAUUUAAGAAACAAUACUUUCCCUGCAUAUCAGGAUGGAUAUAGCUGGUUUACAGUGUUUGGUGUAUUCUUUCCAACGGUAACUGGUGUUUUAGCAGGUAUUAAUAUGAGUGGAGACUUAAGACAUCCAUCCACAGAUAUUCCUAAUGGUACAUUGGCAGCAGUAGGGACAGGAACUUUGUUGUAUCUAUGUUUUUUGCUAUUUCUCGCAGCAACAUGUACUCGAAAUGCGCUUCUCACGAAUUUUAUGAUAGCAUCUACUGUAUCAGCGAUUUCAGUACUAUUGUUAGCAGGUCUUUAUGUAUCAUCAUUUAGUAGCUGUUUGGGCGCGAUGUAUGGUACUCCCCGAGUUCUUCAAUCUAUUGCUAGCCAAAACGUUAUUCCGGGAAUGAGCUGCUUACAAAGAGGGAAAGGACCAAACAAAGUUCCAAUAUAUGCUAUGUUAGUUGUUGCUGUCGUUACAUUGACUUUUAUCAUUACUGGUCAAAUUAAUACACUUGCGCCAAUUGUUACAAUGCCUUUUCUUUUAACAUAUGCAUGCUUGGAUUAUGCAUAUUUUGCUCUUGCGCAAACAUUUGACAUACAAUUGAAUCGAGAACAACGAUUUCGCACGCAAUCCCCAACGUUUGAUCGCAAUUAUAGUUCUGCAAGUAGGAAUAAUUCGAUAACAGACACAGAUAAUGAUUUGGACAAUUUAUUUCCUGAAAGAAUAAGACACAAAAAUCUGGUUGUAAGUAUACAUGAAUAUCCGAUUGAUUAUUGUAUUAGGAUAAAAGUUAAAAGUAAUGGUUUCCAUUGUUUGCAGAGAAAUCCCAGUCUUUCUGAAAACAAUGUCUAUAUCGAUUCUUCUCCAAGUAUCGAUGAAAAUGGCAGUAAUGUGGAAAAUUCGGAACGAAAGAUUCAUAUUCAUAAUAAACUAGGCAAUUGGUACAGUCCUUUAUGUAACAGAUGGCUCUCCUUAUUAGGUUGUCUUCUAAAAUUGCUUAUUAUGUUUCUUGUCCAUUGGGGUUACGCUAUUGCCAAUAUCGUAGUCGUUUUUCUGGUUUGGAGUUACGUAGGUCAUGCUAACCCUGCUGUAAAACCAGGAGUUUCGUCAGACUUUAAAUUCUUCAAAUGGUUAAGAAUAUCAUUAUUAAGGCUUAUGGGGAGAAAAAUGUACGAUUACGAACAAAUUAUUGUUACACCUGUACAUCCAGGCGUUGAAACUUCUCCAACUCAGUUAAACGAAGAAAAUGAAGAUUUCGCCGGUAGACGAAGAUACCAUCAAACGGCUACAGUCACAGGGCAAUACGUCAAUGUUGAUUAAAUGCAGGAUGCUGUAGAAUAAUUAGAAUAUUGAAUGGAACAGAGUAACAGAAUAUUUUAUCAAACAAAUUGUCUGAAAAUAAAAUAAGAAGAAAGCGUUUUACUUUGUAACGCUAAUGUCCGCACAAAACUAGUCUAAUCAAAAAUACUUCAUAUUUCAAGCACAAGAAAUUCUUUUUAUAAAACGAAACCCGGUAGCUUUAAGAAGGUAGAAAAUAAACGAUGCUAUGCAUAUAAAUUAUAGAGAAUAGUUUUAUCACAACUUUUUGUAAUAAUUUACUCGACAUGCAUUGAAUGCUGUAGAAAUAAUAUACUGCCAAAAGCAUUUCUAAAA
Messenger RNA from Osmia lignaria (orchard mason bee), 2861 nucleotides. RefSeq names its product solute carrier family 12 member 8. Gene Ontology annotation, molecular function: potassium:chloride symporter activity. NCBI's taxonomy places the organism in Eukaryota, Metazoa, Arthropoda, Insecta, Hymenoptera, Megachilidae. Gene Ontology annotation, biological process: potassium ion import across plasma membrane; chloride transmembrane transport; chloride ion homeostasis. The record is from RefSeq and is a predicted model, not a curated record. Gene Ontology annotation, cellular component: membrane.